Molecule: messenger RNA, 1071 nt
Organism: Protopolystoma xenopodis
Lineage: Eukaryota; Metazoa; Platyhelminthes; Monogenea; Polystomatidea; Polystomatidae
Source: the annotation of a GenBank genome assembly
ACUUUAUAUGGCCUAAUAAGACAACAGUUGGCUGUAGUUCUUCUAAAAGUUCUUCUGAUCGUUGCUGAGUCUACUCACUCGGAAUACGGUGGUGUCUUUGACGCAAAUGCCAAGCACAGGAAUGCCUAUGAUUUUACUUGUGGCCCCUUUUUUCUCUUCUGUUCGUUUUUGGUCGUCUUCACAGUGACCCAGUUUGUUGAUCCAAGUCUGCCUGACACCCACCUCUCCGACACGAGUAUCCAAACCACGGCAACUGAGGCGACCGAUUUACCUGUUCCCGGUGAUCCCAGUCAUUUGGUUGACUCAGUAAUUUCUGUGGAUUCUAUGGAUUCAUGCCUCAACACCAAUCCAAUCGAGGAACUACCCUUUUCAGAGCCCAAUUACUUUGACUCUGCCUCCACGGCUACUAUGAUUCGUUUACUUAUUUCACGCAGCCUUUCUCGACUUGACCCCAGCUGGUUCGAAAACCAGUCUGUCGAAUCGUCGAAUCGCCACCUAGUCGGCGGCACCGAUGUUGACCUCGAGCCUGCAAUACUAGCCGAUGAUCAGCCUGGCGAGGAAUUGGAUGAGAGAGAGGCAAAUAGCUCGUUGCUCGGUUCGGAAUUGCUCUCCAAAAGCGACGUUCCAAUAGCUCAAUUGCUUCACUCUUCCAACCCGGAUUCCUCUCAGAAUGGUUGUUCUGGUAUCGGAACUCCAGCUUUGAGAACGAGAGGCUUAUCGCCAUGCUUAAUUGAACCAUCUUCAAUGACAGCACUAAACCAAGGCUUGUCUGUCAAACCGGAGCAUAAUGGUUCAAGGACCCACCGCAAAAUUGACUUCAGUCUUGACCUUGAUCCGAUCAAGACAAACCCUACGCCGGGCCUAGAUGAAUUUUCGUCUCCUGUGCUGAAUGCCCGUAUCAUUUGGCAGCUUACAUUGUUCUACAAUCCGCUCGUACUCGUAGCAUACGGGAAUUCCUUCGUGAGCUACAUAGCCCCUUCAAUCUGUUCUCGCCAUCCGUCCUGCUCCCUACAUACGCCAUCAACAUAUCAUCUGCCACCUGAAGAUUCGGGUGAACUUCACCAGAUAUGA